This is a messenger RNA of Achroia grisella, 6399 nucleotides long. Its product is annotated as homeobox protein cut-like. The coding region runs from base 728 to 4879 and encodes 1383 amino acids. Gene Ontology annotation, molecular function: DNA binding; DNA-binding transcription factor activity, RNA polymerase II-specific. The record is from RefSeq and is a predicted model, not a curated record. Gene Ontology annotation, biological process: regulation of DNA-templated transcription. Lineage: Eukaryota; Metazoa; Arthropoda; Insecta; Lepidoptera; Pyralidae. The transcript has 10 exons.
CGGAGGAUCGCACUGCAGUCGAGUGUCGGCGACGACCCGCGCUCGCCACCACGCGCUCCGGUCCCGUACCAAGGAUACCUUACGUAACAACAACUGAUCGGAUCGAGACCGCUCGCCCGAUAAUCGAUUGUGUACUCAACACUCGAUCAUUAAUAUCGCAAUUAAUGAUAAUAAUAUUUUUUCCGAUCAAUCUGUGAACUUGAUACAGUUUUGUGUACUUGGUGUAAUGUUUUUGUUUUGUUUUCGCACGGACUCGUAAGAUUAUUUUUGGGCGUAGCUGACUGUGUAUCGCUUUUAUAAAUUCGUAACGUUCAUGUUUGUAUUGGGACGUUGUGUGUGUGCAUCGAACGACAAUUUUGACGACUUUAUGAGUUUUUUGUGACAUACAUUCUGACUUGAAAGUGGUUAUGUGGACAUGUACUGAAAAUUAUUAGUGUACUUCAACUGCAGUCUGCAAAUAAACGUAGAACAGGGGCGCAACACAAUAAGAAACAUCGAAAACUGAACAAAGAAUAAAAAAAUCUUUCAUGACACGCGAUCACUGAAUAAAGAACAAUCGAUUACACUGACUGGUAACGGUCGAUUGGAGCGCACUGGCAGCUAAGAAAACAAUUAGUUUUGAAUUUCGAAUACUAAAAUGUUGGGUGGUGAAUUCGAAUGUGGAACGCGCGGUGCGCAGGUGAUCGUGUCAUGAGGCGGGUGUAGGAGCGUGAGCGCGCGCGUCCGGAUGCACCCGACGGGCGCGGCUAGUCUGCCCGCCGCACCUGAGGCGGAGGUGCAAGCUAUGCACUCGAUGGACUGGCUCUUCAAGAAAGAAAGGAUAUAUCUACUUGCGCAGUUCUGGCAACAGAGAGCCACAUUGGCUGAAAAAGAAGUGACCACACUCAAAGAACAAUUGGCGACAACCAGCCCAACGCCUCUCCAAGCGAUAGUGCCACCAAAAACCAAUGGCUCACACUUAGAACCCACCAGGGACCAAGCUACAGAAACGAGGAUAGACAUAUUUAGUCAAGAUAUAAAAGAAGAGAAGAGAAGAUCACCAGAGAUUGAUGAGGAAGUAGAACAUAAGAUGGAAAUGGCGGCGACAGGGAGGAGCAACAGCGAUUCAUCGAGAAGCAGUCCUGUUGUCCACCAGGGGAACAACUACGACAAUGAACUGGUCGCUAAAGAGAAAGAGAUUGCUCAACUGGUGGAGGAAGUGAGAAGGUUGCAGGCGUCCAUUGCAGCGCUGAAAGAAGCUCACGCACAGAAACUGCAGCGGCUUGAAGAGCGGCUGGACGAGAAGAAGCAGCACAUAGCCAGGUUGGAGGCGAGGCUGGACAACCAGAGGGACUACGAUGACAUUAAGAGGGAAAUCAGCAUGCUCAGGUCUCUGGACUUGGGGCCGAGCGAGCGGUCAUUAGAGCGGAAGCCAGAGCCGCUGCGCUCGCCCCCUGCACCUCCACACGAGCGCAGCUCAGCUGAGCGCGAGCGGAGCACCGAGCGCCGAGACACAGGUGCUGAAGAGUGGCCCAGCACGCCGCCCCCCCUCAACAACAACACCACGCAUCAUAACAACAACGGGCCCACGCCACUUCCGCUGCCGCCGCCGAGCCCGUUCCGCUUCGAGGAGCACCGCCCUUACAGAUUCGCGGAGGACAUGGGCCCGCUCCCGCCCGGAGCGCUAGUCGGACGCCUGGGCGACUCCCUGAUACCGAAAGGCGACCCGAUGGAAGCGAGACUUCAGGAGAUGCUCCGAUAUAACAUGGACAAAUAUGCGAACACCAACUUGGACACGCUACACAUCAGCCGACGGGUCCGGGAGUUGCUAUCGGUCCAUAACAUUGGACAGAGACUGUUCGCCAAGUAUGUGCUCGGGCUGUCGCAAGGGACCGUGUCGGAGCUGCUCUCGAAGCCGAAGCCCUGGGAUAAGCUGACGGAGAAAGGUCGCGACUCGUACAGGAAAAUGCACGCGUGGGCGUGCGACGAGGCCGCCGUGAUGCUACUCAAGUCGCUUAUUCCUAAAAAAGUGGGCACAAAAGACGGUACAAUCGGCCCUGGCUUCGGACGGCCGGAAGGCGAUGGUGAUGACCGUCUCAUGCACAUGCUCAACGAGGCAUCAUACUCCACCAAGACACCUGGACAGCAGAACAACGACGAUUCCAGAAGUAAUGAGGACUCCAGCUCCCCUCGGACGCAGUGCCCUUCGCCAUUCUCUAAUAAGGAUUCGAGUCAAAACAAAAGACUGAAAAAAUACGAGAACGAUGACAUUCCUCAGGAGAAGGUGGCGCGGAUCUACCAGGAGGAGCUGGCCAAGAUCAUGACCAGGCGAGUGGAGGACGUCCGCCACAGUCGCGAGGGGUUCCCAGGCAUGUUUCCCCCUUUUUUCAGCGGCGGCAUGCCACCGCACAUAGAGCGGCCGCCCGAGGACAUCCGCAUGGCAUUAGAAGCCUACCACAGAGAGCUGGCCAAAAUCCAGCCCGGUGCCAACAUUCCCAACCUCCACAACUUGCCAACGAUGCCUCCGUUCCCUAACCUCCUCGCCCUGCAGCAGCAGGUCAUGCAGCAAGCUCAAAAUCACCACAUGAACGGCUCUGGUGCAGUACAGGACCUCUCUCUACCUAAGGACAAAAAUGCCAAAAUUAAUGGAAUGACUGAUAGUGAUAAGGAUAGGCCAUUAGAUGCUGAAGAGGCUAUAAGACAUGCGGGAAGUGCAUUCUCAUUAGUCAGGCCGAAGUUGGAGCCUGGACAACAAUCCACAGGGUCAUCUGCGUCCAGCCCGCUCGGAAACGCCAUACUUCCGCCUGCGAUUACCCCCAACGAGGACUUCAGUAGCUCAGCUGCAGCGAGCCCUCUGCAACGGAUGGCAUCCAUCACAAAUAGUCUUAUUUCACAGCCAACGAAUCCUACUCAUCACGCACCGCCACAGCGCUCCAUGAAAGCAGUUCUUCCACCAAUCACUCAGCAACAAUUCGAUCUCUUUAAUAAUUUAAACACAGAAGACAUUGUAAGGAGAGUGAAGGAAGCUCUUAGUCAAUACUCCAUCAGCCAAAGACUGUUCGGCGAAUCGGUGUUAGGUCUAUCUCAAGGGUCGGUCAGUGAUCUGUUGGCGAGGCCAAAGCCGUGGCAUAUGCUCACACAGAAGGGCCGGGAACCGUUCAUUCGCAUGAAGAUGUUCUUGGAAGAUGACAAUGCUGUCCAUAAAUUAGUCGCGUCACAAUACAAAAUUGCGCCAGAGAAGCUCAUGAGGACUGGCAACUAUAGCGGAGCACCUCCAUGUCCGCCCAACAUGAACAAGCCGAUGCCUCCUACGCAAAAGAUGCUCUCCGAUGCGACCUCUUUACUUAGCAAAAUGCAACAAGAACAGCUCCUGGGGCCUGGGGCUCAUCUGGGCCAUUUGGGCCAGCCGACUCCUCUACUCCUAACGCCCCCUGGUUUCCCUCCACACCACGCUGUAACGAUACCGCCGCAGCACCACGACAACAACAACAAGGAGAGAAAACCACCACCUCCACCUCAGCCGCACCACCAACCACCAAUCAUGCGCAAUCUUCCUCAGCACAUAUCUCCCAGUGUAUACGAAAUGGCAGCUCUAACGCAAGAUUUAGAUACGCAAACGAUAACUACAAAAAUCAAGGAGGCAUUGCUUGCAAAUAACAUCGGACAGAAGAUUUUCGGCGAAGCUGUACUAGGUUUAUCACAAGGGUCGGUCAGUGAACUGCUGUCCAAGCCGAAACCUUGGCACAUGCUCAGUAUUAAAGGUCGGGAGCCUUUCAUCAGAAUGCAACUAUGGCUCAGCGACGCCCAUAAUAUAGAUCGUUUACAAGCCUUGAAGAAUGAGAGAAGAGAAGCUAAUAAACGACGACGGUCGAGCGGUCCUGGACAGGAUAACUCCUCCGACACGUCCUCUAACGACACAUCCGAAUUUUACCACUCCAGUUCGCCGGGACCAACAUCAGGCGUGCCUUCAGCGAAGAAACAACGCGUUCUAUUUUCAGAGGAACAGAAGGAAGCCCUAAGAUUAGCUUUCGCUCUAGAUCCUUACCCGAACAUGCCCACGAUAGAAUUCUUAGCUGCAGAACUCGGUUUAUCCACAAGAACAAUAACGAAUUGGUUCCAUAACCAUCGCAUGCGGCUGAAGCAGCAAGCUCCCCACGGACUGCCCGCGGAGCCUCCAGCUCGCGACCAAUCUUCUGCGCCAUUCGAGCCAGUACAAUUCAGACUAUUGCUCAAUCAGCGACUGCUCGAACUCCAGAAAGAGAGGAUGGGUCUCGCCGGAGUACCUUUGCCGUAUCCGCCAUAUUUCGCGGCGAAUACUAAUCUCGCAGCUCUGAUCAGUCGGGGCCUCGUCCCGCCCGACGACCAAGUGAAGGACCAAAGCGGAGGCCUCGACCUAUCGAUGCCGCUGAAACGGGAACCGGACGGCGACGACUUCGAGGACGACGACGUCGAGAGCAACCUCGGCUCGGACGACUCGCUCGACGACGGGGAAUCUAAGACUGAACCGAAGGCGACGUCCACGCCGGCCGCCCGCUCGAGCCGGCGGAAACCGGCCGCGCCGCAGUGGGUGAACCCCGACUGGCAGGACGAGAAGCCGCGGAACCCCGACGAGGUGAUCAUCAACGGCGUGUGCGUGAUGAGGAGCGACGACUUCAGAAGGGAGACCGAGGAGACCGUGCGGGUGGAGCCGGCGCCCGUCGCGCGGGACUCGUCGCCGGCGGCCUCCCCGCCCCCGCGCACCCCGCACACCCCGCACACGCCCCACACGCCGCACACCCCGCACACCCCACACACCCCACACACGCCGCACACCCCACGGCCGCCCCACACCCCGCCCGAAGACGUCCACCCGGAGGACAAAAUCAAAACAGAAAAUGACGACGACAGGUGGGAAUAUUAGACUUUAAUGUGAUUUGGACGUUGUAGUGUGUUCGAGACGGGUCGUAGCGGGUGCACCAUAUCACGUGGAACGUUAUUUAUUAUUAGUUAGGUCUGCGAGCCCAUCGAAUGGGCCGGCGUGUCGACUGUACCCCGUGUAGAGAAUGUUCAGUGCAAAUACUAAAGUGUAGUUAUAUGUGUUUUGUUAUAUUUCGAUUGUAAGGCCAAAGACUUUGUACAUAGACCUUAUUGUUCUCGUAAUAUGCCAGGCAUACGUCCUUACGUAGGACGAGAAAACCUUACGAUACAAAAAUAUGCAUUUUGCUUUAAUUUUUUUUUUUAUUAUUCUAAGCGUAGUGGACGUACCACGUGGUCGGGUACAAAUGUCUAAGUAUUGUUAAGUUACGGCUUACUUUAUAAAUUAGAUUAUUGUAAAUAAACAUACCAAAUACGUGAGUGAUGUCGCGAGGCAGGCGCUGUAUACAAAUAGGUUAGAGCGCGGCUAGCCGUAAGACGUCGCCCAUAACUUAUAUAUAGUGAUGUUCAUUUAAUUGUUAAUGAAAUUUUAAAGUGCAAUCUGAUGUAAAUUUUAGGUAUGAUACUGAGCCCAGUUGAAAAGUAUUAUUAUGUUUAUAUGAACCGUAGAGGUUUUAAAUAUUAUUAUAAUUGGAUUAUAUAAGUUGUACAAUUAAAUUAUUAAUGUUUAUUUUAUACUACUGUAUGUUUUUUAUGUGUAUAUUAUAGUGUCGCUCAUUAGAGACCGCUCAAUGCUCGCCACCAUCAAACAUUACGUACUCCGUUAAAUUAAAAAUAUUUUUAUCUCAUUUUAUUUCUUUUUUUAUAUAUUUCUAUAGAACGUACAAAUUUAGAAGCAAAUGCGAGACGUCUACGAUUAAGCAAAUAUUGUAUUGCUUAGUUAUAAUUUUAUUUUAUUUUAGCAAUAAAUUUGCUUUUAAUCUAUUUUCAGUUUUUUUCUUUUUAUCAUUUCUUAUCGUUUCACCUUUAUAAUUCCCAGUUUUUAGUGGUAUUAAGUGACAAUGUAUAUUAAAAGGAACCGUACUCCUUGCAUCACCGUGUAUAUAGUUACAUUCAGUUGUUAGUGUAUAUAAUAAUGAAAUUGCCACAUCUAGCAAUUAAUAUAGUUAAGUAGUUAAAUAGGCCCAAAAUUCGAAUUCUUACAAGGGUAAAACAUUAUUCAGAAUUAUCGUCAUUCUAAAUUGUAUCAGAAACAAUGUAAACGAAAUUAAACUAUCGUAAAUAGGUUUAGGCGUAACUUUUUCAAGAGGCACUAAAAACGGUCAGUCUGUAUGUUUGGAAUCUAGAACACGACGAACCUCUUUCUAUAUCCAAUUUUAGAAAUACCAACUUCAUACAUAUCGAUGUUAUAUAUAAACCAAUAAGUUAGGUAAAAUAUAGAAUGUAAUAGUCAAUAUUAUUAUAAAAAAAACAUUAGGCUGUUAACAGUUAUCGAGUUUCAUGUACGAACCCUUGAAAAUGAUAACUGAACGGUUUAUUGAUCGUUGAAUAAACCUAUUAAGUUCU